AUGGGUCCUCCGAGUCUGUCAAAGGACUUACUUAGAAUUGUGUCUGAGGUGGUGGGUACUUUAGGAUACUUGGAUCCUAAGUAUGCCAUGCACUGGGAGCUGACGGAUAAAUUCAACAUCUACUCUUUUGGUGUGGUACUAUUUAGAGUACUCUGUGCCAGAAGUGUAGUGAGACAUGAAUUGGAGACAGAUGAGGGUAAGAUAGCUCCAGAGUGUUUCAAGAUAUACAUGGACAUUGCCCAUUCUUGUGUACGAAAUAAAGUAAAGGAUCGUCCCACGAUUGCUAAAGUGGAGGUAGUACUUGAACAUGCACUGGAGCUACAAGAGAGCGCAGAUGCUAUGAGAGAGGAUGUGGAUCCUAGUGAUGGUGAUCAAUAUAAGUAUCCCAUUGUUGAAUAUACCUGCAUUGCUUCUCCACCUGAAUCUGAGGGAUCACCUGAAUCUGAGGGAUCUAUUUCAGAUUCUGAUAGCACCACAUCAGCUGAAUUGUCCUUGGUUGCCGUCAUAGAAAGCCCAAAUGCCCAAUGA
Molecule: messenger RNA, 528 nt
Organism: Quercus lobata
Lineage: Eukaryota; Viridiplantae; Streptophyta; Magnoliopsida; Fagales; Fagaceae
Product: receptor-like protein kinase ANXUR2
Exons: 2
Coding region: 1-528 (175 amino acids)
Biological process (GO): protein autophosphorylation
Cellular component (GO): plasma membrane; plasmodesma
Molecular function (GO): transmembrane receptor protein tyrosine kinase activity
Source: RefSeq, a predicted model, not a curated record